AUGGCCGACAUCACUGCCGUCGGUGAGGAGAACCCUUCUCCUACCCAGGACGACCUGCAGCAGGCCGCCGGCAACGGCGCCGCUGACAACCGCGGUCCCAAGCGCAAUCGAAUGAGCGCCGACGACGACGACGAUGACGAUGAUAAGCCCGGUCGCGAGCGCAGAAAGAUUGAGAUCAAGUUCAUCCAGGAUAAGUCGCGUCGCCACAUCACCUUCUCCAAGCGGAAGGCAGGUAUCAUGAAAAAGGCAUAUGAGCUUUCCGUCCUCACUGGUACUCAAGUAUUGUUGCUGGUCGUGUCCGAGACUGGCCUGGUCUACACCUUCACCACACCGAAGCUCCAACCAUUGGUGACUAAGGCCGAGGGCAAGAACCUCAUUCAGGCCUGCCUAAACGCCCCCGAUCCGACCACCAACGAGAAUGGCGUCGAGGCUCCUGAAGUACCAGCCGAGACACCCGAGGAUGUGAGCCACACCAAUGUCCAGGCUCAACAGUCGAAUAUGCCUCGCCCUGGAGGCAUGCACCCUGGCUACAUGACAAGUGAACAGCAGCAGCAGAUGGCCUAUUAUCAGAAUCUGCAGCAGCAACAACAACAGGCGGGUGGGCAGUACCCUGGUAUGCCUGUGGGCAAUCGAAUACCCCCUCAGCAUCAGCCCACCGCAUAG
This is a messenger RNA of Aspergillus clavatus NRRL 1, 663 nucleotides long. RefSeq names its product putative SRF-type transcription factor (Umc1). The record is from RefSeq and is a predicted model, not a curated record. Gene Ontology annotation, molecular function: protein dimerization activity; RNA polymerase II cis-regulatory region sequence-specific DNA binding; DNA-binding transcription factor activity, RNA polymerase II-specific. The transcript has 3 exons. Lineage: Eukaryota; Fungi; Ascomycota; Eurotiomycetes; Eurotiales; Aspergillaceae. Gene Ontology annotation, biological process: positive regulation of transcription by RNA polymerase II. The coding region runs from base 1 to 663 and encodes 220 amino acids.